This is a messenger RNA of Archocentrus centrarchus (flier cichlid), 4469 nucleotides long. It is a transcript of the gene abhd18, whose product is annotated as abhydrolase domain containing 18. The transcript is spliced from 15 exons. NCBI's taxonomy places the organism in Eukaryota, Metazoa, Chordata, Actinopteri, Cichliformes, Cichlidae. The record is from RefSeq and is a predicted model, not a curated record. The coding region runs from base 390 to 1733 and encodes 447 amino acids.
CUGUUGCAACAUCUGCCUCUAUAUAAUCUUUGAGUUUAUGUACCGACAUAUUAUUAAAAGCCGCCACCAUCGAACACUUGUGUCUUCAACUCAGCUUCGGUAGAACUGCAUUGUAGCAUUCUUGGCUGCACCCGAUGAUAUCCAUCCUCGAUUGAAUGAGUGGAGCAAGAACGCAUCCGGGUUCUUUGAACGUACUUGACUUGAUACGUACUUUGAACUGGAACAGUCCUUGGGCUGAGACUGACGUUCCACAAGAGCACAAUUUGUGACGAUUAGUCUCAGCAGUCAACACAUUUGCUCUGAGGACUGUAGCCGUUAGCUUACCCUGCGAGCAACUCCACAAGGAUCACAAACGUUCGGGUACCGACUGAGAUGCCAGGGGCUGGUCCAUGGGUGUGAGCCGACUGGAUGUAUUCUACCGAAGGCUUCUCCUCAACAAACUCUUCAUUGGGGGAUGGGGGAAGCCUGAAGACCUCAAGAGAAUCUUUGAGUUUCGUAAGAUAAUUGGAGACAGAGAGAAGUGCAAGUCUCUGGUGCCUAAGGACUAUCCAGUUUACAUAAAUAAGACAGAGGAGUUUGCUGACUGUCAGAUCCAAGAGGGCUUCUUCAUCUCCCCUCUGGAGCAUUUGGUUCCUGGAAUCCUGCCACCAGAGUCCAUCAAAGCCAGGUUCCAGUUUAUAGUUCCUAAGAGGUGGCAGAAGAACAGACCAGUAUGCAUCCACUUAGCUGGGACUGGAGACCAUUUUUUCUGGCGUCGGCGGACCCUAAUGGCUAGGCCCAUGAUCAAAGAGGCAGGAAUGGCUUCAUUACUCCUGGAGAACCCCUAUUAUGGCUAUCGUAAACCCAAAGACCAACUGCGGUCCAGUCUGAAAAAUGUGUCAGACCUUUUUGUGAUGGGAGGGGCUUUGAUCCUGGAAUCAACAGUACUGCUACGCUGGCUGGAGAGAGAAGGAUUCUGGCCUCUAGGAAUGACUGGCAUCUCCAUGGGAGGAUAUAUGGCGUCCCUGGCAGUGACUAAUUGGCCAAAACCCAUUCCUCUAAUUCCCUGUUUGUCCUGGUCCACUGCCUCUAGUGUGUUCACCACGGGUGUGCUGAGUAAAGCAGUGAACUGGACAGAGCUGGAGAAGCAGUAUGGAAUUAAUUCAGUGUAUGAAGAGGAGAUCAUCAACCUGUUAGAGUACUGUGGGGCUGACUCAUUUAAGAUGGGAGAGAAUGUGGAAGAGCAUUUGCGUGACCUGUCUCAAGAUCACAGACUGUCAGUGAAGCAUGGCUCCAAAUCCAGUGGUGGUAGUGAAGAGGAUGGGGCUGGAGACAGAGAGGACCAUUUACUCUCACAGGGGAACAGUGUUCGAACGCGCUUUGAAACUCUACCAAAAAACCUUAAUGCACAUAACACACUACAUGGUAAAAAGAUGGAUUCAGCCAAAUGUUGUCGGCCGUCUUUACACAGAGAAUCUAUAAGUUUCAUGAAGGGAGUGAUGGACGAAUGUACACACAUGGCCAACUUCUCUGUUCCUGUAGAUACCAGUCUCAUUAUUGUUGUCCAGGCCAAAGAGGAUGCCUACGUGCCCCGAACAGGGGUCCUCAGUCUGCAGGAGAUCUGGCCAGGAUGUGAAGUCAGAUAUCUGAAUGGAGGACACAUCAGUGCAUACCUGUUUAAACAGAAUAUUUUCAGACAGGCCAUAUAUGAUGCAUUUAAUAGAUUCUGCCUGAAGUAUCCCAAUCUGCACUAGCCACUGGAGGCUGAAGCCCUCUCCUCACUGUAAGAACAUCAGACCAGACAUAAGGAUGCCUUCAAGGCUCAGCUUGAAGUAUGGCAGUUAAGAUAUUUUCUUCUGAGACAGGACAUCUGAGAUUUACAGGCUAUCCAUAGAGAAGGUGGAGCUGAGUGCAGUUACUAUAACUCUUCAUGUUUUCUAUUUGUACAAGGGUGUGCGCUCUGGUACCCUGCAACAAACCACACUAUGUGUGACUGAAACUGAAAUAGUAUGUAAAAUGUUGUUUGUUGGCUGUGAAAGAAACAUUUUGACCUCUAGUUUCAGUUUAAUAACUGGUGACAAUGAUUAAUAACACUGUGUGUCAUCCAGUUUUUAUUGGUCCCACAUCACAAGCCUGGAUGUGCUCUGCAGUAUUCCCGUUUUCUUUCUUAUCUGAAACAACUGUGGAAAUUACACACAAACACACCUGAGUCAUUCCAUAUAAAACCAGUCAAAUCGGAUUUCCUCUGGCUGUUCAAAAUUAACUACAUUUAGCAUAUUUAAUAGAGCCAUGCAAAAUCUUACCUUCAUACUAUGAAAGCAGUUGAAUUGAAUUACAGGUGCUUGAAGUACUUAGGAGUUAUUGGAAAUUUGGUACUUUUUAAGUUGCCUUAUUUUUUUUUCCAGCAACUUUGAUCCUUCAUGCUUAAAUAUAGGGAUAAUCACAUGAAAUGAUCAGAGCUGAAGACUCAAAUUAUGGGACAAAAACACUGAUUGUGAGGGAUCAAGUGGCAGGCAGUUGCUGAUUUUCUAUGGAAUGACGCUGUAAUAUACUGAUUUAAAGGAGCUUAAGUAAAUGAUAAAUCACAACAAAGAUGGAGUAUAAACUAAAUACUGAUGGAAAUACUAAAAGCAAUUACAAAAGCAAAAUUAAAUCAAUGUCGUUCCACCCUGUUGUGUGUGUCUACUGUGUACAGCAUAAAGUUAGAUUAUAAUUGAUGGCUGGUUGUUUGGCUGCAGUUUAAACAGUUACAUUUCUGGUAUCAACUCAAAAGUAGCUGAAAUUUUAAACCACCGUAGUAACCACAGGCCUGAGAUCUUACAGACUGUGACUCUAAAUAAGCAAUCUAAAGAACAUACAGGAGACAUAUUUUCUUAUUUAUAAGCAGUAUUCAUUAAUUAUUGUAGGAUACUUUGAGGCAGCAGAAAGAUAUCUGACAUCACCUUAUACAACAGCUUUGGUUGGUAGAUCUGUUUCUGCUAAAACCUGAAGAAGUAUGUGGCUCCUAAGCUGCUAAAUAUUUCACUUCAUUUGUCUUCUGUAGUUUGACCUCGUCAGAAGCAUUUCUCUGAAAACUGCUGGAAAUAACCUUAAGAGCAGUUUAAAAAGUGAUUUUUACCACAUGCUUUACUCACUGUUAAGGUUAAAUAAUAUUGUUUAGUUGGAUGAUAGCUGAUUUCGGAAAAAGUUAUGUUAAACUGUGGUGAGGUUUGUAAUAUCUGUAACAAUGAUGGCGAUUUCAAAUUUUUCUUAAUUCUGUGUGACCACAUGAUCCACCGGUGAGUGAAGAAAGAAUAGAACAUGGGCUAUAUGCUGCAUUAAAGAAAAUAUUACUUAAAAUACUUCAAUUUAUUAUUCUGUUUAUGUAAACAGCUCAGUAAUAACUUCAAGAAAAACACAACUCAUCUAAAUGAUUGUUUACGUUCUGCUUUUCAAAAAAAAAAUCAUUUAAAGUCUUUUUUUUUUUUCUUUUAUCUUUUUAUCCUAAAGUCUCGCAGUUGCACCUCACACUUGUGUUUCCAGAAUUAUGAUUUAGAGAGGUUGACUGGACACUAAUAAACUGUGAGACCUCUUUUCAGAUAAUUUCAGCACAUUUCUUCUUCUCUUAGGUGCUCCCGUUAGAGGUCACCACAACAUUUAUUUGUGUAUUCUGCAACUUGCUCCAUGUCCUCUCUUACCACAUCCAUAAAAUCAAUUUCCUGUUUUUCCUGGCAGCCCCAUUUUCAGCAUCUUUCCUUCAACACAUCUUGUGUCUCUCCUGCUGGUGCAGUCCUGGAACAACCUGCUGGUGGUGUUUCCUGAUGCUACUUAGUCUAAUAUUUGCCAAAAAAAAUAGUUUGUCUGUAGACCUUUUUUCACAACAGACACACAGCAGGAAAAGCAACCGUGCUACUAAGCUCAGUUACUUUUUGUAAUCCAUAUUAAUGAGCAGUGUUCACAGCAGCAGGAUCCUAUAAUUGGCAGUUUUAAGUGGAAUGUGGAUGUUAAUGUUUGAGUUCACCUGUAAAAUCUGAUGUAAGUUGGCAGAGUAAUCUUACAGGGGAAGUGGAGAAUGGUUGUUUUGCUUCAUGGUUCUGUUCAUGAUUUAACCACAUGGAAAUGAUAGUAUGUGCACUAUGAUAGAAAUGACCAAUGCCAAGAAGACAAACGGGUGGUGGUAAAGAAUUUUAGCGCCACCUCAGCUCAUGCAAAUCUGAGCACACAAACACAUCAUCAUUCAUUUGCACUUGCUAAUUCAGCACACAGUGCAUAUUUUAGGAGACCCACAUUAAAAUACAGUGAUGUCACUCCAUCAUGAGUUUAACUUUGAGGAGGACCAGUGCCUUUAGUGAAAAACAGUUAUUGUAACUGUAAUUAUGAAUUAUGUGCAGAUGUUCUUGAUUAUAGUCGCUGAGCAGUGCAGGCAGUGUUUGAAUGGCCACACCUCCUCUUCAGGCACAAAUACAGUUCCGGUCAGAUUUUCUUUUCUUUGAGUUUUUUUUUUUUUUUUU